CUUGUAUAGUGUACACAAUCAAUACUGUCUACGUCCUGUUUCUUCGAUCAUAUUUCUGUGUUGGGGGAUGCGAGGAUUUAUACAAGGCUUUUAUUCUCCUUGUCUCUCGAAGCGUUUCAGCGUGCAUUUUACGUCUUAAAAUAGACAAAAUCUUCACUUGAUUCAGCCUGCGGGCACCCACUACUCCGCGUUUUGGUACCUGGAUGCUUUGAACCAAGCCCUCACGAUCCCACUCUCGCGCGACGACAGAAUCUCCGCCGAGACAUUGUCGACAUGGCGCGAGACCGUAGUUCCGCUCAACAGGGCAUUUCUUCGUUGCUCACAAAGAUCAGCGACCCUGAUCCGGACAUACGUUUCAUGCAACUCAGCGACCUGACAAACAUCCUUCAAUCAAACACCACCGAGUACAUUCACCAAGAUACGCACACUGCUGCAAGACUCAUCGAGGCGCUGCUCAAGGCCCUCGCGGAUCAGCAUGGAGAGGUGCAGAAUCAGGCAUUGAAAUGUGUCGGACCGCUGGCCGCACGUACACCAGGCGAGAUCAUUGCACCUUUGAUUGACAAAAUCACCGAUCUCACCAACACCGAUAUUGACCUUUCGAUUCCCAACACAGCUCUGCGCACACUUAUUGCUGCUUUACCUCACCCUGAAUUGAACAAUGUAGCACCGAGCGGCGAUGUAAAAGAAGCAUAUGGCGCUAUCAGCAAAGUCUUGAUACCUAGACUAGUUGGACGUGUCGUUCUACCCUCAAACAAACCGGUACCUCAACUGCCAACAGGGUUGCUAGAGAAACCAAAGGACAAGGCCUACAGCAGCGAUGCUGUAGACGUGAUGAUUGAGAUUGUCAAGUGCUAUGGAUCUAUGCUGCAAGAGCUGGAACUGGUGGCACUGGCAAAAGCUGUCAUGUCCAUGAUCGAAAGUCCACAGGCUGGGAGUGUGGUCAAGAAGAGAGCGUUGGCUGGUAUCGGUGCUCUGCUGGUCCACUUCAACGAUGCUCAGGUCAGUUCCUUUGUUGCGGCACUGAAAGAAAGCUUUCAGAAUGGAGAACUCACCACAGAGCACCGAAAGUUCCUUGUCGCCACCGUCGGAACGCUGGCACGCUCCAGUCCAACAAAGUUUGGUCCCUAUCUCAAUGAUGUCGUGUCAAACGUUCUUCAAGUAUUGAGCCAGCAGGAGCUGUCAUCCACGGCAUCUGUCUCAGACGAAGAUAUCGAAGUGGACCCGGAAGUCGAGGAGCUCCGCGAGACCGCACUCAUCUCCCUAGAGGCACUGCUGGCUUCAUGCCCCACAGAGAUGCAUCCUCAUCUCUCCGAAUCUAUUGACGCCGCCUUGAGGUAUCUGAAGUACGAUCCUAACGUAGCGGACGUGGAAGACGAUGAGAUGGGAGGAGUUGGAGACGAGACUUCCGAUGAUGGUAUCACAGAAGAUGCUCCAGACGACGAUGAUGAUGACGAAUAUGCGGAAUUGGACGACGAGGACGCUUUCAGUGAUGUGGACGACAUGAGCUGGAAAAUGAGGAGAUGUGCCGCCAAGGUGUUGUACACCAUCAUCUCUGGAGCUGCUGCAGCGGACCGCGAAAUUCUCUUUGGCAGAAUUGCACCCGUUCUGAUCUCGCGUCUUUUCAGUGAAAGAGAAGAUAGCGUCAGAUUGGAAGUCAUUGCCGCCACUACGGCUUUGAUCCGCAAGACUGGCUCUGGAUUGACUCAUGAAUUGACCCGAGUCGAUUCCUCUGACAACCCCGCAGCACCAACAAACACUAGGAAGCGCAGACGACAAGACAGUGAGGCUGAUAGACAAGACCCCGAUCUCAGAGGACUAGUUUCCAUACGAUCGAGUCCACCAAUCAUGCCUGCUUCUCCACCGACAGGUCCUCAGGCUGAGCUCGUUGGACUUGUUCCAAAGAUUGUUCAAGCUCUCUGCAAGUUAUGGAAGAAGGCCAGCAUGUCCCUGAAACAAGCGGCUGUCAUCAUGCUGAAGACUCUCACACUGUCGCGAAAUGGGGUUUUGUCAGAUCAUUUACAGCAACUCGAAGAUCCCAUAGCCGACGCUUUGAAGCCGUCAAAUGCUGCAGGCUCUGGAGGUGCGGGUUCAGGAACGUCGGCGACUGUGGCCAGCCUACAGAUCGAGACGCUGACACUAAUCAGUGCCAUUGUGGAGACUAACGGCACCACUGUCCUGAUCCCCUUUGUCAUUGCCUUGAUACCUUCAGUGACGGUAAUCGCUCGGGACAGAAACUACAAAGUUUCAAGCGAAGCUCUGUCUACCAUUGAACAGUUCGUCAAGGCCCUUACACCACCCCGACUUUCUACGGCGAACCAAGACCAUGCUAUGCAUAUUGCAAAGCUAUGGGAUGUCAUUGUGGACCGAGUGACGGACAACAACACUGACUUGGAGGUACGUCAUCGCGCCAUUCAAGUCUUUGGGGUGCUUGUUGCAAGAACCUCAUCGACACAACUUCUGUCUGGCGAUGCACGGGUCAAGAGCUUGGGUAUUCUCCACGACAGAUUGAGAAACGAAACCACAAGACUUGCAAGUGCACGAGCCAUUGGCCUUGUUGGCGAGGCUGCCAGCGCUCAUGAUAACAUCGGAGCUGCCUGGAUUCGAGAGGUCACGGCAGAAAUGGCCAACCAGCUGCGCAAGGCUGACCGGGCUCUCCGUGUCUCUUGCUUGGAAUCAUUACAGUAUCUUGCGCUCAAUCCCGUCACAUCUUCCUCGUACGACACAAACACAAUCCUACUACUACGAAACUUAUUGAUGCCUUUGAUCUCAACGAACGACCUGCAUCUUCUCACCCCCGUACUUAUCAUCUUGUCUAAGAUUAUCCCAACGAACGCGGAAGCACUCGUCCAUGAAGAAACUGUCAUGGCUCUUUGUUCCAUUACACAAGCGAGGCUUGAGGGCCCACCGUUGCGAGCAUACCUUUUGGUUGUCAAGGUCAUCGGCGAACAAGGCGUAGGAGCGCUGCUUAUGAAAGGGCUCCUAGCUGUUGGCACAACCGGUGAGACUGUGGUACUGGGAAGAGCUAUAGGCACUUUGCUGGUCUAUGGUGGAGAGAACCUAGGAGUUACGAUCCCCGACUUUCUGAAAGAAUUGGAAACAUCGACAGAUGUUCGACUCAUCUGCCUGGCACUGACCGUUCUGGGCGAGGUUGGCUUCCGUUUGGGUCCCAAAUCUCCCGUUCCCAUCGAGACUUUCAUCAAGUGCCUGUCAGCUGGUUCUGACAAAGUCCGACUUGCUGCUGCCGUCGCCCUUGGGAGUGCCAGCUCAAACAACGUCUCCCACUGCUUACCCACUAUUCUCCAGAGCCUCAACCAGACAUCUGGUCAAGACUACUUGUAUCUGCACUCCCUCAAGGAGAUUCUCGAGCACUCUGAAAGCUCUCUCGGCGAGCUGACACCCUUCGCAUCGGAGUUGUGGCAGAAACUGUUUGCAGUGUCACAAUCCGAAGAUAAUAGUGCCGUUGGUGCCGAAUGUAUUGGCAGACUUGCGACCAUUGAUCCAGGCACUUAUGUCCCAGAACUGGCCAAGUCGCUAGAGGAUUCGGACACUACCGUCCGAGGCACGGUGAUUUCAGCAUUCAGAUUUACGCUCGGCGAGACCAGCAGCUCCUACAAUACAUUACUCGUCAAGAUGAUGACUCCGAUGUUGCAGACCAUGCUGAGUGAUGCCGACAUUUCCAACCGCCGACUUGCGGUUACAACCCUGAACGCUGCGAUCCACAACAAGCCGGAGCUCGUCAUACCAGACAUCAGUCAGCUCCUACCCACCAUCUUCGAGGAUUCGCACAUCAAACCCGAGCUCGUCAAGACCAUCAAGAUCGGUCCUUUCACACACCACGAGGAUGCAGGACUAGAUCUCCGCAAGUCCGCAUACGCAACCAUGUACGCAUUGCUUGAUUGUCCCGGCGCCAUCCCACAUCUUCCUAUCCCGAAGAUCUUCGAUCGCAUCUUGGACGGGAUCCCUGACGACCACGACAUCCGGACUCUGUGCAAUCUGAUGCUUUCAAGAUUGGCAGUGAUCGAUCCAGAUGAGACCCGCCGACGCCUGUCCAGUCUCGCCGAGAAAUUCCGCAUCGUUUUGUCGGCCAAGAUCAAGGAGAACGCGGUCAAGCAGGAGAUUGAGAAGGUCAACGAAGCCAAUGCCGCGGUCCUUCGGAUCAGUAUGGAACUGGACCGCAAAUUCCCCUCGACGGCCGAUAACCUCGGUGGCGAUAUCAUGCCUUGGAAGGGCUACGUCGAGUACAUAAAGAAGGAUUUUGCCCCGGUCAUCCGAACCGUGCUACUCGAAACUGCUUAGGAUGCGGUUUCUCUGGUGGAUAGCGCAUAUUAUGUGGGCAAGAGUGAGGACGGGAGCUCUUGGGAUCAGACGAGCCAAAAUAUGUAUUGAUAUUGCGGUGCAUGGCCGCAUGGACAUUGCGAUGGACGCCCUCGUAAAGCGCGCGGCAACUGGUAAGCUUAGCAGUUGCAUUUGGGACGAAGACGAUGAUUGAACGAGAAGAGAAGAGAAGAGAAGAGACAUUGUGUCUACCCAGCAAGGUCGUUGUGGUAGAAUUGUGGAAGGGCACUGCACCUGAAUGUGUAUAGUUUAGUGAGCAGACUAGUGGACAAAAUCAUGCGAGAUCAGCAUUUCAUCCACUUC
Messenger RNA from Exophiala viscosa, 4638 nucleotides. RefSeq names its product armadillo-type protein. Gene Ontology annotation, biological process: SCF complex assembly; protein ubiquitination. Gene Ontology annotation, cellular component: nucleus. Lineage: Eukaryota; Fungi; Ascomycota; Eurotiomycetes; Chaetothyriales; Herpotrichiellaceae. The coding region runs from base 274 to 4296 and encodes 1340 amino acids. The transcript has 2 exons. The record is from RefSeq and is a predicted model, not a curated record.